Camelus dromedarius (Arabian camel) is the source of this 1407-nucleotide messenger RNA. RefSeq names its product histone H2B type 3-B. Gene Ontology annotation, molecular function: structural constituent of chromatin; protein heterodimerization activity; DNA binding. Lineage: Eukaryota; Metazoa; Chordata; Mammalia; Artiodactyla; Camelidae. The transcript has a single exon. Gene Ontology annotation, cellular component: nucleosome. The coding region runs from base 136 to 516 and encodes 126 amino acids. The record is from RefSeq and is a predicted model, not a curated record.
CUUUUCUAGUGAUGACGUUAUGCGACGUCUCAUCCUAUCAGAAACUAGGAGCUCUUGAUCCUUUAUUUGAAUACAGUACGUAUAAGUUGAGUCGCUGGGAAGACAGGAUAUUUCGGUUUGGAGAGAUCCGCCAUCAUGCCAGAUCCGUCCAAAUCGGCUCCUGCACCCAAGAAGGGUUCUAAGAAGGCUGUCACCAAGGCGCAGAAGAAGGACGGCAAGAAGCGUAAGCGUAGCCGUAAGGAGAGCUAUUCCAUCUACGUGUAUAAGGUGCUGAAGCAGGUGCAUCCCGACACCGGCAUCUCUUCCAAGGCCAUGGGUAUCAUGAACUCCUUCGUCAACGACAUCUUCGAGCGCAUCGCCAGCGAGGCUUCCCGCUUGGCGCACUAUAACAAGCGCUCUACCAUCACGUCCCGGGAGGUGCAGACAGCCGUGCGCCUGCUGUUGCCUGGCGAGCUAGCCAAACACGCCGUGUCCGAAGGUACCAAGGCCGUCACCAAAUACACCAGCUCCAAGUGAGGCACGCCGCAGCGCCCGGGAACCCAAAGGCUCUUUUCAGAGCCACCCACAAGAUCGAGAAAGGGUUUCGAACACGUGAACGAUUGUUAACUGCAAACGUAUCGCAUCUCUGUUCUUGGUUCCUCGGUUACUGGGAAGCCGCCCACAUUUCCCCUUCCCCCUAGACGUGUGCGCGCAUGUGUAUGUGAAAAGAAUGCGAGAAUGUGCACCUGCUUGUUAGACCAGGUAUGGGGACGCGGAGACCUGAAUAAUGAGGAUAGCUGAAUAAUGUGGGAGGUGAUCAACGGACCAGUAUCCACCCUCCCCUCCGCCCAUGGCUAUUAACGCUUCGCUAAGUAGAGUGGGAACCUUGAGCUCAAAUGCCCUUUGAUGUCCGGGCAGCGCCAUUUCCGAGACUUGGGUGCACGGUCUCCAGGUCCGUUCCUGUGUGCGAGUGGCGUUUGCCUGUCGGGGAAUGAGGAGGGGAAUGAGGAGGGGAGGGAGGUGGGGGUGGUCAUCUACCCGGAGGGACCUCGUGCCGGUCCCACACCCCCGUGUUUCUGAUGGGUGAGCCCGAAGGUGUACGAAAGGGCGCGGCUUGGUGAGGCCCGGAGUGUUGUCGCGCAGCUCUGGCGGUGGUUUCCUGGCGUUGCAUCCCUGCCUAGACCAGCCAUCUUUAUCCCAAAGCAAUGAACAUUUACAGGAAGAUGUUUGUGUGGCUGGAUCCUGCAAUAGCAGGAUGUUUUAUCCCGAAAGGGAAGUAGAAGCGUGGUGGAACUCAGCCCUCCGUGCGUAGGAGCCGAAUGUAAUAAGCCGACCCCCGCUGCAGGUAGUUAACCCUUGCGGGGGAGGGGGAGCAAUUUAAGAGGAAAAUAACCCUUUUCUCAAUAAAUGUGGCUUACUCCUACUUCA